Molecule: messenger RNA, 885 nt
Organism: Nezara viridula (southern green stink bug)
Lineage: Eukaryota; Metazoa; Arthropoda; Insecta; Hemiptera; Pentatomidae
Source: the annotation of a GenBank genome assembly
AUGAGUUUCAGUCCGGUCGUGGGACCAGAGGCGUUAAUUGCAGGUGGAAAGGCGACAAAAGACUCAGGUUUCGAUCCUAGAGAGGCUUCGAAUUGGGGAAAAAGAAAUGGGUUAAAGCAUUCUCAUGUUGUGCAGUAUGUAAUAAAGCAGGUAUCUAAAUGUAAACGAGCCAUAGAAGGUAGAUUUGAUAGCAAUUGGCGUAGGGUUACAAGCUCACUGACAUCCGUAGAGAUACGUGAGCAGUAUAUAAUGCUACCUCAACACAGCGGCCCCGAUACACGGAGGAGCGGAGUGGUCUGGCGUACAACCCAGAUUCGGCUACGCACACUCAGGAGUAGAUUUAUUAAUUCCUUAUCUGGAAUAUACCGUAAUAAGGCAGGUUAUAAUCCGCGGUAUAAUCUUAAUCCCUCGGUGAAUCAGAUCUAUCUCCAGCUCCAGCGCGCUAUAAUGAGAGUCUAAAUUACACUCCCCUCCCGGACUGCAUUAAAAUUAUAAUAGAAAACCGGAUCCGACUUAUAAAUAGAACGGGAGAGAUGUAAUCUGGGGGCUGGAGGGAUAGUGUAUUUCACAAACGGACACUGAGGGCUAUUUAUUGGGCCCUUUCUUACGUCCUAUUGGCAACCUUGAUGAUGGCAGCGCUAUCUAACACCUAUCUGCCUAAUGACAGAUAAUAAGCUACUCUAUACCAUCAGAUUAGAUUCCUCUACUUAUUCAUCACUCCUUGUUAUCAACCAUUCUCAUUUUCUUUUAUUUAUUUUUUUUCUUCUUCGGCAUCUUUGUCUUUGUAAAUCUUCUUACUGCUGCAAAACUCUUUUUUAUACUUCUUCGACUAUACUAAGCAGAAGAAGAAUCGACUAACACUUUAAUUCCUUAUUAAAGUUUUUU